This is a messenger RNA of Nerophis lumbriciformis (worm pipefish), 2485 nucleotides long. The record is from RefSeq and is a predicted model, not a curated record. NCBI's taxonomy places the organism in Eukaryota, Metazoa, Chordata, Actinopteri, Syngnathiformes, Syngnathidae.
GAAGACGGAAAAAUGCGGAAGUAGGAAGAAGGGAGGAAAAAAGGGCUAAAGUUAGCAACAUUUUAGCGCGUUGAAGUAGUCGCAGAAAGACAAACAUGUUGAGAGAGUUGAUAAGGAAGCGACUAAUAGCGGCAGCUGAUGAAAUCUUCGAGCUGUUUGAGAGAACAAUUGCGUCGUACGAGGAGGAACUUUCUCGAACGCGGGAGGAAAAGGCGCGACAUCGACAAGAACUGGAAGAUAUGUACAAAACACACAUUGUGAUACAAAGUGAAGAAGACCAGCAGCCCGCCCACAUUAAAGAAGAAGCGAAGGACCUGUGGACCAACGAGGAGGGAGAGGGUCUUCUGGAGGCGGAGGAGGAGGAUAUCGGCAAGUUGCCACUGACUGUUGUCUCUGUGAAGGCGGAGGACGACGAAGACGAGCCACAAGCAGCCGACCUCUUCUCUCCACUGGCAGACAGCGACGAGACGUCGCACUCUCACAGGGAGGACGACGGGGACGACGGCCGAGAAUCUUUGAGCAGCGAUACAGACUGUGAAGGUGAUCUGAGGGCCCACACUGGCAUGGAACUCUCCGAUUGCCCCGAAAAGAAAUCCGAUGUCCAGCUGCUGAUUGGACGUCAGGAAGUACGCCCCCCUCCGCCGCCGCGGGACAGCGCCGCUUUGGAGCGGGAGGAACCACGUGUUAAAGAGGAAGAGGAAGAGGAGGACGUCUGGACCACUCAGGGGGGACAGGGUCUCCUCGGUCUCACCGAGGUGCCACUCACUGGUGUCUCUUUGAAGAGCGGCGGAGAGGAAUCCCCCGAGUCCUCGCAGUUUCAUCACCGUCCGUGUGGGGAGGACCGAGGGGCGGAGUCUCCAAGGCGCCAGACUACAGAAGGCGACGGAGACCAGCGCGGAGGACCACCGGCGGACAAGAUCUUAGGAAGUGACGACGCAGAAACGCCGCCGACUCUCGGCCACAGGAAGACGUCACACACGGCUAAAAAUGGCUUCACCUGCUCCGUGUGUGGCGAAAGCUUUUCUUGCCAGAGUCGUUUGAAGAAACACACGCGCGCACACGCGGGAGCGGCGACUUGGACUUGUUCGCUUUGCGCGGAAACAUUCUCUCUCCAGACUCGAAUGCGAGCGCACAUGAGGACACACGAGAAACCCUUCGCUUGCUCCGUUUGCGGCCGCAAGUUCGCCCGCAAGUCCAUCCUGAAAAGGCACACGCUGACCCACACGGGGGAGAAACCCUUCGCCUGCCCGCUCUGCGGCCGAGGGUUCUCCCAGAAGUCGUGCGUGGUGUCGCACGUGAGGACGCACACCGGCGAGAAGCCCUUCGCUUGUUCCGUCUGUGGCAAACGCUUCGCCCUGAAGGCGUGCAUGGCGGUGCACGUCAGAACGCACACGGGGGAAAAACCCUUCGGUUGUUCAGUGUGCGGGGAACAUUUUUCUUGUAAGAGUAAUAUGAACGUGCACAUGAGAAGGCACACGGGAGAAAAACCCUUUCGCUGUCCGGUUUGUGGUAAAUGUUUCUCUUCGAAGGCAUUUCUGCGGACACACGUUCAGCGACACCAGGGGGAGUGACCCCUUCCCUUUCCAUCCUCAAUUUACCCCAAUGUGGGACUAUUAUGUACUCAGUGGCCUAAUGUGGACUAGGGCUGAAACGACGCGUCGACGUAGUCGACGUCAUCGGUUACGUAAAUACGUCGACGCCGUUUUUGUGCUUCGACGCGUCGCAUAUUUACGUCACACUACCGUCAUGGCGGAGCGCAAAGCAGACGAUGCGAGCGGUGCGAGCGAGGGGGAAAAAAGCACGCCAAAAGUCGUCAAAAGUGUGGGAGUAUUUCAAUAAACGGCCUAAGAAGAAACGCUAGUUUUAUCUACAUUCAGCUCGCUACUCGCUACUAAUUUUUAUCGAUCUGUUAAUGCACACUUUGUUUGUUUUGGUCUGUCAGACAGACCUUCAUAGUGCCUGCCUUACUGGUGACGUUUCACUCCGUUCCACCAAUCAGAUGCAGUCACUGGUGACGUUGGACCAAUCAAACAGAGCCAGGCGGUCACAUGACCUGAGUUGAAAAACGUAUUGGGGUGUUGCCAUUUAGUGGUCAAUUGUAUGGAAUAUGUACUGUACUGUGCAAUAAAUAAAAGUUUCAAUCAAUCAAUCAAAAGUGUGAAGGAAAAAAGACUAUUUUUUAUUUCAAUCGUACAUCCCGUCAAAAGCCUAAAGACUGACUGCACAGUUCCUGUCUUCACAAUAAAGGUGCCGCUCCAUCGCGCCGCGCUUUCAAAAUAAGAGUCUGCGAAAGCCAGCGCAAACAAGCUAGCAAGCUACGGAGUUUGCCGCCUAUUUAUUUCUUGUAAAGUGUAUAAAAACGAAUAUGGAAGAUGGACAAAUAAGAUGCCAAAAACCAACCACUUUCAUGUGGUAUUAGACAGAAAUGAGGAACUUUUUUUCUCCUCCAUUUGAAAACGUGGACGUUAUCAUCACUACUGUCUGA